Messenger RNA from Elgaria multicarinata webbii, 6377 nucleotides. RefSeq names its product jade family PHD finger 1 (gene JADE1). The transcript is spliced from 12 exons. Gene Ontology annotation, cellular component: histone acetyltransferase complex. The coding region runs from base 146 to 2740 and encodes 864 amino acids. Lineage: Eukaryota; Metazoa; Chordata; Lepidosauria; Squamata; Anguidae. The record is from RefSeq and is a predicted model, not a curated record. Gene Ontology annotation, biological process: regulation of transcription by RNA polymerase II.
CUCUCUCUCUCUCCCCCCCCCCCCGCUUCUAGUUUUGGCAGGGGAUUAAAGUAGCUCCCCCCUGUGGCAGCAGUGACCCAGAAAUGAGUUUGAUUCACAGAGUCCUUCCUCCAUAACAAGCUGCCUGCUGUUCCCCUGGAAGAUCAUGAAACGAGGUCGACUUCCCAGCAGCAGUGAGGAUUCUGACGGCAAUGGCAGCUUGUCAACCUGGUCCCAGCAUUCUAGGUCUCAGCACCGGAGGAAUUCAUGCUCCAAGCACGAAGAUCGAAAACCGUCAGAGCUGGCACCCAGCAACCUUUCUUCUGGCCAGGAGAUCAGGGAGCUCAGCUGCUGCCACAGUCCCUGCCAGCAUCAAGUGUUCAGGACAGACUUGAUCACUGCCAUGAAGCUGCCUGAUUCUUACCAGCUGAACCCUGAUGAGUACUAUGUGCUGGCAGAUCCCUGGAGACAGGAAUGGGAAAAGGGAGUUCAGGUGCCAGUCAGUCCAGGGACUAUCCCAGAACCAGUAGCCAGGAUUGUGUCUGAGACGAAAGCAGUCAUAUUUACGAGACCUCGGAAGUACAUCAUUUCCUCUGGUUCUGAGCCCCCUGAGCUCGGAUAUGUUGACAUUCGGACUUUGGCGGAGAGUGUAUGUCGCUAUGACCUUAAUUACAUGGAUGUGGCGUGGUUGGAACUGGCCAAUGAAGAAUUCAGAGAAAUGGGGAUGCCUGAACUGGAUGAAUACACCAUGGAGAGAAUCAUGGAAGAAUUUGAACAGCGAUGCUAUGACAACAUGAAUCAUGCUAUUGAGACUGAGGAAGGACUUGGAAUUGAGUAUGACGAGGAUGUUGUCUGCGACGUUUGCCAGUCUCCAGAUGGUGAAGAUGGCAAUGAGAUGGUGUUCUGUGACAAAUGCAAUAUUUGCGUUCAUCAGGCAUGUUAUGGCAUCCUCAAAGUUCCAGAAGGCAGCUGGCUGUGCCGGACCUGCGCUCUCGGUGUUCAGCCAAAGUGUUUGUUGUGUCCCAAGAAAGGUGGAGCCAUGAAGCCAACUCGAAGUGGGACUAAGUGGGUCCAUGUUAGCUGUGCUCUCUGGAUUCCAGAGGUGAGCAUUGGCAGCCCAGAAAAGAUGGAACCAAUCACAAAGGUCUCCCAUAUUCCCAGCAGCAGAUGGGCUCUGGUGUGCAGUCUUUGCAAUGAGAAGGUUGGGGCAGCCAUACAGUGUUCAGUGAAAAACUGCCGCACAGCCUUCCACGUCACUUGUGCAUUCGACCGCGGCUUGGAGAUGAAGACCAUUCUGGCGGACAACGAUGAAGUCAAGUUCAAGUCCUACUGCCCAAAGCACAGUUCCACCAAGAAGCCGGAUGAAGAAAGUGAAUUCACCAGCCAGGAGACCGAAAACGGGGCCCCAGACAGUUCUCCUCCCGCUCACAUCGAGCCCUUUGACAGCCUGGAUCAAAAUCAGGAGGAGGCCCACAGGGUCAGUGUUCGCAAGCAGAAGCUUCAACAACUGGAGGAUGAGUUCUAUGCCUUUGUCAACGCUUCGGAAGUAGCCAAGGCCCUGCAGCUCCCAGAGGACUCCGUAGAAUUCCUGUAUCAGUAUUGGAAGCUGAAGAGAAAAUCGAACUUCAACAAACCUUUGAUCACCCCAAAGAAAGAUGAAGAGGACAAUCUAGCCAAGCGGGAGCAGGACGUUCUGUUCAGGCGACUACAGCUUUUCACCCACCUCCGUCAGGAUUUGGAGAGGGUCCGAAACCUCACGUACAUGGUGACCCGACGGGAAAAAAUUAAAAGAUCUGUUUGCAAAGUCCAGGAACAGAUAUUCAAUCUCUACACAAAUCUUGUGGAGCAUGAAAGAGUUUCAGGCAUGCCUUCCUCUUUCUCCUCUAUGGAAAAUAUGGUGCUCUUCAACAGUUCACCGCUGGACCCAGACGCACCUAAGAUAGAGGACUUGAAGUGGCAUUCAGCUUUUUUCAGAAAGCAAAUGGGCAUGUCAUUGAGCCAUUCUCUGAAAAAAACACAGAAGAGGGAACGAAUGAGGAAGAGUUCUGGGCAUGAUGACAAACCUUUCCUUAAGCAGCCCAGCCAAAGGGAAGGCCUCGCGACUCCUGGUAGCUUUUUUAGCUUUGAAAAGACCUUUGCAGAAGCACAAAUUGGAUCAGCACAACAGAAGAAUGGGGUUGUUACAGCCGACCACAGGAAGAGAAGAGACAAUCAUUCCCAUUGUGAUAUGAAGGUAGAACUGAAGGAGAAACCUCCCAAACACAACCACAAACCCCUGAGAUCCAACGAACUGUCUCAGAGGCAAUUAGAAAACAAAAGGGCCGUGAACCACCCAAGUGGCAGGUCAGCGCCCGGAACCCGGAGGGAUAUGGUGCCUAAAUGCAACGGAUCCUUUUUCAAAAUAAACUAUAACCCAGCUCCGGUUAAAGUGCCUACGACACCCAGAAGCCCUGUGAAAAACUGGGGAGGAUUCCGAAUUCCAAAGAAAGGGGAAAGACAGCAGCAGGGAGAGGGGCAGGAUGAGGCAUGCCGGCAGAACUCUAACUACCCUUACUCGGGCCUGGGUCGAGUUUCCCCUAAAGACAGGGCAAAAAUCAACCUAAAGGUGGACAGUGAGAAUGACGGGUAUGCCCCCGAUGCUGAGAUGAGCGAUUCAGAAACUGAGAUGCCAGACAAGAAAUGCAGGCAGCAAAGGCUUGGUUCAAAUAGCACUAUUCCCAGAAGGACAGAUAUUAUUAGGAGAAGCAUCCUUGCCUCCUGACUGGAGGGUGACACACAGUAACAGCACUGGAGUCAGUGAAUUCCCAGCCUGGAAAAAAAAUUCCACUCUGCAUUAUUUAUUGGUGUGACAAGGAGGAGGGUCUUUAGACAUGGCUACAAGAUCAACAAUGAACCUGUUUUCCCUGGGCUGUAGAAAAAUGUUUACGUGCACUUGACUCAGAGUUUUCCCUCCACCUACCCUCAUGUCUGUGAAGUUUGAACCUUCUUUAUCUGCAGCUGUCCUGAAGAAAGCGUCAGAGAAAUUGACCUUGUGUAGGCUGAACACUAAUUAAAAAAUAAAAUAAAAAUCACUCAAUGGAGGCAGAUUUUGGGUGGGGAGAUCCUGGUUUAGGCAGAUAGCACUCAGGAUUUUCCUCUGCCCCUGAGAAGCACAACCUGUUAGUACACAAGAGGAUAAAGAGUUAAAUAUGGUGGUGAUAACCACCCUGCACUGCUUAACCCCUAAAUUGUCACUUUCAUCAGGCUGCAUGAGGACUAAGUCCUAGUAGUCUGCCAUUUUUUUGUUUUAGAAUUCAGGGGGGGUUGGCAGCUGAAAACAUUUAUAACCCCAGAAGAGUUGUCAUACCAAGUCUAUCAAGCAGGUAAGAAUUUACCAUGACUACUAGUUACCUGAAGGGACAGAACCAAGCUGCCCAGUAGUAAAUAGUAACAACAGCACACUGUGCUAUACUGAGGGGAGACUAAGGAGUGGAUGAGACGACUCAGCUCUCCACAUUCGGAGGGUGUCUAUGUCUUAAAGUACUUUAUCAUGUUCUGAGAAGGAAGGUAGGUUGGCAGCCUGCUGUAUUCUGCUGGCACCUGCCCAUCUGAAAUAUGAUGACAAUACAAGUGGAAAGACUGAGCAUGUCUACACUGCAAAUGUGAAUACGUUUUGCUGUCAUGGCUGACCUCCUUUUUCCUCUCCCCCUCCUGGAAAUUGUAAUUCUGAGAGAUUUUUCAGCAGCCUUCUCAUACAGUCCAUGGACCCUUGGGAGAAGCCACGACAGGUAAAACAGGUUGAAAUUUGCCGUGAAGAUAUGCCCACAUUUCUAAAGGCGCUGGUUGGUAGCCUUUUCCAAUGUGCACUAAUGGUAUGUGUUGGGAUAUGCAAGUUUCUGACACGCAAGGGUUACUUUAUACAAAAAGAAGGAUGUAAUAAAUAUAUAUGUAUAUUUUUUGAAUAAAAUGGAAAGGCAAUAAGAUGUGAGUAGCGCUUUACAUUCAGGCCAAUUUAACAACAUGAUUCCAUGAUAUGGAUUAGAUUUGACCAAGAAGGAGCUUGUGUUCUGGUUACGUCAUUAAAAAAACGCAAUAACUAGAGAGUAAGCCAUCAGCAAUAAUAAGAUGAACAGAUCACUAAGAGUCUAUUUUCUGCACCCAUGAGAGUGCAUCUAUAAUACACAUAGGUAGUUUUAGGCUGCUGUAAUUUUUGGGACUCAACUUGGAUAUAAAAUCAGACAUAAAAGUUUAAGCAGCAGUAGUUGUGUGUAUGUUUUUUUAUGGACAGCCCUCCUCCCAAUCCAUCAACAUAAGUAUUCAGUCACUUACGAUAUAUUCUCACUGUAAGCUCUUCUCUAAUGAGGUGGGUUUAUAACUCUAUGAAAGAUAUGUUGAAACCUUGCAAUUUGACUCAAGUCUUCCAGGGGUUUCAGCUGAGAACUGGACUGCUGCUGUUCCAUCUUGCUAUGCAAGUCACUGAAUGAUCAAAGCUAAACUUACAUAUAGGUAGAUUUACACAAUACAUUUUUCUUACAUGCAAGCAGUCCUAAUCUUUGGGUGGAAAAAUGUAGUAUGUGAAACCAUGAAUCAUAGAUAUAAUUAGCAGCAAUUCCCAUGAUCAUGUAAUCUGGGAAUCAGCCCUCAAAAUUCAUCUCCUUGAUUUGGAAAUGAGCUGUGGGCUCACACAGUCCCUCCUCUUCCUUUGCUCCUCUUUCCGUUUCUGGCACAUGGUUAGUGAUUGCCUUCCAAACUAGAAUCAGGAGCCAUUGUUUGAAGUGGGGUUCUGACUGUUGUUUGGAAGGCAAAUGCUAACUAUAGUUUUGAGGAUUCGAAUGUCAUAGCCAACCAUGGUUAGUACUUAAUAGGAAACUGAGAGGGAGUCUACAGGGGAGGGGGGGACUGCAACUCUGCUGCUUGUUGGCAAUUCCUGAAAUGGUUGGAGGAUUGUCUAAACUGAGCCUUAAUGUGUAUGCAAUCGCCCUAGUCCACUAGCUACUCAUUGCACACUGGGAUUGUGGUUGUGGUGCAUGCACAGAGCUCUGUACAGGCAGGGACUGUUGCAAGUUCUUUGAAGUCAGGGAAAUUCUCAAAAAUUGAACUGAAUGGACUGUGAAGCACUUGCAACAGCCCCCACCCCACCCCCAGUUCAUCUCUGUAUUCACACUGCAGUCCAUGCGUACAUAGCCUUUGGGCCAGGGUAAAUAGGAUUAACAAGCAGGUUAAGACUUUUGGGGUGCAGUUCUAAACAUGAUUAAUAUUGUAGGAUACUACUGGAAAAUGAAAUAAAAUGAUGAGUUAAGUUUUAAAAGGCUUUAUUGCUUUUGAUUAAACUACUCAUAUCUUGCAGGUAUGUUGACUAGGUUUUUGCUGCUUUAAAAGCAGACAAGUUCUUGUUAAGUAUAGGAAAAGAGGGAUGUAAUGAAUUCACUUUUCAAUACAGUAAGUGUUUCAGGUGAGGGUUGAGUGAGUUAGCCUGCCCUGCAGGGAGUUGUUCAUCAAGCCAUAGAAGGAAUAAAUUGAAUUUGAUUCUGAAUAAAUAUUCAAUGUUAUGACCAAGAUUGAAAGAGGUAUCAGAUAACAUUUGCACUAUUAGGAAUGUUAGCAUUUGUGCAGAAAGAAUGCCUUAUCUGUUUUGCUCCCCACCAUGUUUAGGUUAAUAAGCUUUCUGAUAUUUUGAAUAAUGCUGAACCAAAAAUGAAGAAGAAAAAGGAAAGAGAAAAAUAAAUAGCGUUUCCCCCCCAUCCUCUAAUUGCAGAAGGGAAAAAUAUCAGUUUGACCAGCUGUGUAAGUUUCAUACCGUACUUAAUAUCCAAUAAGUGAAGAAUCAUAAGUAAAACAGUAAUCUUUACCUACCACGGCAUUCAUUUUGUUAAUAUGGAAACAGUUGAGAUUUCUUGUUAACCUUCACCUUUUCCUUAUGCAGACUGCCCAAGAAAUCCCUUUGAUUAUAAUUGGUGCACUACAUUGAAAUGUAGGCUAAUAAACACUUUUGUAAUAUUGACUGGAAUGCUAUCUGUUAGGUUCUGGAUGCAUAUGCAUACACAUACACCAAUCUAAAUGAAUGAAAGGUUAUACAUGUCUCAUAUGUACAGAUCUUAAUUAUUUUAAAAAAAAAUUGAAAAAAACCUGUCAUUACAUUUGUAAAACCUUGUACAGAGGAUUUUUCACUAUGUGCCUAGCUUUGGUGUCCAUUUUGCUCAAAUUUGAAAACAGGUGCAUGACAAAAGAUAGAAUCAAAAAUAAAGUAUAUGUAGAGAUGACUAUUUUAUAUUACAUGGCCCAAUCCUGUAUUUAUUUUCCUCCCCUUUUUGAAGUAUUUAUAAAGACCUAGUUGAAGAUGGCUGUAUUUUUUGUUAAAAUAUUUAGUAGAAUUGUGCCUUUGUCUGUAUGUGAAUAAAUGCUGUACAUUUUGCAAUACA